Molecule: messenger RNA, 691 nt
Organism: Spea bombifrons (plains spadefoot toad)
Lineage: Eukaryota; Metazoa; Chordata; Amphibia; Anura; Pelobatidae
Product: galectin-1-like
Exons: 4
Coding region: 8-409 (133 amino acids)
Molecular function (GO): carbohydrate binding; laminin binding
Source: RefSeq, a predicted model, not a curated record
GCUGAAGAUGGAGGGUGUAGUCUUGAAUAACCUUAAUCUGAAGCAGGGGCAUUGCUUAGAGCUGAAGGGUCUCCUCGCAAAAGAUGCAAAAGGUUUUUGUGUGAACCUUGGGAAAGAUCCUUCCAACAUUGUCAUUCACUUUAAUCCACGUUUUGACCAACAUGGAGACUCAAAUGUCAUAGUCUGCAACUCAAAGGAAGCAGAUGCCUGGGGCACGGAGCAGAGGUCGACCAGCUUUCCCUUUACGCUGGGGAAUGAAAACACGGUUUGCUUCGAGCACCAAGGAGACAAGCUGAAGAUCAAAUUAUCUAAUGGGGAAGACUUCACCUUUCCAAUCCGUAUGGCUGCAGACUCUAUCUCCUUCCUAUCACUGGAGGGCAUUGAACUGAAGUCCCUUGCACUUCAUUAAUAUAAUUAAGUCUGUCUUGGUGUCAUCUACUACUGGAGACUAAUGGUAAACCUAAGAUACGAUAGUUUGGGCUACAGUAAAGUAACAUUUACAAAAUAACCAUAAUACUUUAAACUAUGCACAGAGUUGUAGUUCUAUUUUGUGGCUAGACAGCUUUGAUAUCCUAGCAGCUGCAUGUGCAUUUUUGGUGAACACUGGUCUCCAGAAGAAGGGAUUGGAAUGCAGUCUAACUGUCUUGUGAAAUGACACCAUUUUAAUAAAAUAACAAUUCAUCUGGUAUAA